Molecule: messenger RNA, 2469 nt
Organism: Brachypodium distachyon (stiff brome)
Lineage: Eukaryota; Viridiplantae; Streptophyta; Magnoliopsida; Poales; Poaceae
Product: probable periplasmic serine endoprotease DegP-like
Exons: 10
Coding region: 766-2088 (440 amino acids)
Molecular function (GO): protein binding
Source: RefSeq, a predicted model, not a curated record
CCGCAACUCGCAGCAGCGUCCCGUCGUCGAUCGACUGGGAGAUGAUCGUCAUGGCCAGCUCUUCCUUGCUCUCGUCGAUGACCUUGGACGAGUUCUCUGGAUCAACGGCACCCCAUGCGCCAUUGACUCGCAGGAUGUACCUCAUCCUCAACGCCCACGCCGCGUAAUUCGUCGUCGUCAGCAUCGGAAACGGCAGCCUCCCUGCUGCCGCAAUCGCGGUCGUCGCCGAGUCGCCCGAGCCACCGGGCACAAUGGCUUUGCUUGGCGAGCUGUCCGCGUCGCGCGGCAUCGUCUUCGUCAUCUCAUGGACCAGAACCGCGUUCUUCGCCGCAGAAUUUGUCAGGUUUUGCAAGCACGGUACCAUAUGGUCUGAUCAGGCUCGGUUUGGCUCAUUUCGUCGAACACGUCGCGGGCACCCUGGAAAUCCCCGGCUUUGCACUUCCUCCACGGCGGGCUCCAAAUCAUCAUCGCCCAGCGCGUCAUCUUCUCUGCCUCUUGUUACAUGCGCAAGACUGUUACUUUCUUUCUUCAGUUCAGUUCUCUGAUCUAGAUUCCCGACUCGAUCCGCAUCCAUUCCAUUCCCAAACCUAACCUAUUACUACUACAUUACUUCCGUGCGUGUAUCCCGAUCGACAAAGAUUUAAUUUUGUAUCCCGGGCAGCUCCUCUCUCUUUAUCUUCUCCGGCGGCGGCGACUUCCCGCAUUGGUUGCCUCAGUCAGUGUCCAGGCCGAGCCCGAGGCAACACCAGAGAAAAAACACGAUCGAUGGGUGCGGAUAGAUCCGAGACACGGAAAAGGACAAUGGCGGCAGCGGAGGACGACACUACCCCCCAAGGGGAGCAUCACGACCAGCGGAAGAAGCCGAAUCUGCUGGAGACGGCGGAUCCCGACGAGGACGAGGAAGAGACGGCGCUUGACGAGGAAUCAGAUGACCAAGAUCGUUUUCCUGAUACGAUCUACUUCCAUCCUCCGACCAGGUUCAAUACGCCAGAACUUUUACCCCUUCGUGAACCUGGAACCAAGGCAGUGCGCUCUGCCUCCAAAUUUCUUGUUGGGCUUUCAUCAUCUCUUGACGGCGAGCAACUUAACUGGUGUUCUGGUUUCUGGAUCGAUUGGAACCAGGGCAGCAGGACCGCCAUUGUCUUGACGACCGCGCAUCUGAUUCGCACAGAGGAGCCGGAACGGGGGGACUCCGUCUGGUUAGAAGAACAAGAGUAUGCUCCUCAUGCUAAUGUUACUGUUCACUUGCUGGACGGCAACACUGCAGAGGGCCAGCUGCUCUACCACCAGCCGCAUUAUGAGCUUGCCUUUUUCAGGGUUACACUGGAUCAACCUAUUCCGUUACCGUGUUUCAACGAAGAAGUGAAGUUUGCUCAAGAUGUCCUUCACCUCGGAAGAGACAAAUCAUUGGAUCUAAGGAUAACCCAGGGCAGGGCAGCAUACUUGAAUCCAGUGCACACUGAGCGAUACCACUACGUGUACUUGCGUUCUGAAGGUUAUCAACAGAUUACGAACGGGGGGAUUACCCCCCGUUCCUCGAAAGGAAAAGAUUAUCAACAGAUUGCUCGCAAGUAUGACGACGGAGGGCCAGUAGUUGAUCUUGAUGGAAAAGUUGUGGGACUGUUCAACCCUAGUUCGAGAGAGAGAGGGUCCUUUAUACCUUCUUCUAUUUUGCUCAAGUGCUGGGAUUCAUGGAAGAAAUACGGGGCAAUCUUUCGACCUCACCUUGGAUUGACUUUUGAGGCUAUCAAGCUGCUAGAGCCCGGUCACGUUGAUAAGAUAUGGCAUAUGUAUAACAUUGAGGACGGUCUUGUCGUCCAAGAGGUGUCAAAAAGAUCUUGUGCACAGAAACUUGGGAUCCGAGAAGGUGAUAUAAUUGAAAGUUUUAAUGGGGAAUGCAUUUCUACUACAUUGGAGUUGGAGAACAUGUUAUUGAGUAUAUGCAAGGGCCCUUUUGGCGACCUUAAUGCCAAAGUUGAUAUUUCGGUUGGGGUAUUUCAUAUCCGCAAACAACUCCGGAGGAACGUAGUGUUGACUGCAAAUGUAUCUGAGCAUGGAGAAAUUGUGCGAGGUCCUCGUUUCUCUUGAACUAGGGGUCAGGAAACGGAGAUGUCAGUUUGCUGGAUGCUCUGAUGUUAACUUAACUAGACUUAUAUGCUAGAUUUUCUGGAAGUUGUCGUUUUGGACUGUAUUUACAUAUAUUUUCUUAGAUUAUGCCAGUAGAUUAUCUCGAGAAGUGAUUUCACAGUAUCAUCAUAUUGUUGGGUUUUAUCGAUGUGCUUCCUGCAUCAAUAUGUAAUUCGGUGUAGUGUUUAUGAAGACGAUGUCUAAAUUAAAUCGGCUGCAUAAAUACAGACUCUGCUUUCACUACACCAAAUCUCUUGCUAGUGGAUUUGUAUAGUCACUUACUUUGGGACGGUUUGAGUAAGUACAAGGAAAGAAUGAAGAAGGGGAAGAGGGACAAGUAAG